AGAGCCUCAAGGUUGUGCAGGCAGAUUUAACUUCGACCUCGAGCUAUCCUUUUUCUUCCUUGUCGAUGGAGUACCUGCAGAAAUAUAUGGAAGAUUUCCUAAUUAUGUGGCUCGGUCUCUCAGUAUCAACUAAGACUAAUUACUCAUUACUUGACGUCAAGUAAUGUUGAUGAACAUCUUAAGUCACCGGCUCUAACGACAGCAUGUUAAGCACUCCGGCACCCCCAUAAAUGCUUACUUCAAUCCAGUUCCAACGCGAACGUCAGGGGCAAUAACCAAAAUUUAGUAUCAUAACAUAACAAACAGACUAUGAGUAGUCCAUCUCUCAUACGAGUAGUCAAGUCCUGGGGUUCGUGACCAGAUAUGGUGGUACAAGCGUCUUUCCAAAUGUCCUUAAAGAAUGAGCUGGCAUAAUCUUAAGGACUUGGGGUAGUAUUUCACUAUAAUUUACCAGUAUUUAUCUUUUGCUUGUUAGAUAUACCCGGGCAGUAUCACAGCCCUCACACAUAUCCAAUGAGAUUUUUGUGGCGCAUAUGUAUUUGGUAUCUCCUUGUACCAAUAUCUAUGUGUUUAAAUAAAUAAAUAACCCUACUCGAAGGCACCGGCCACCCCCUCCUGGUUGAUAUGAAGACACGUUAGAAAAAAGCUUUUAUUUUGUCCAAAACUAUCUAAACAGCGUAAAAGUAGCGUCGCCUGACAAAUUAUUCAUACUUUGAUGUUCCCUGAUUAGUUAAAACGAUUAAAUCUACAGGUCGUUUGGUAGUAUGCCUUGGGUUUAGCGUUCUCGGUCAUAACUAUAAAACAGCAUGUAUAUAAAUAUUUUUCGGAGAGUAUCUCAGGUCAAUACUUCGUGUUACUCGUAUUUCAUGCUUCUCGGCUAGGCCACCUAGUGCUCAGACGAUUGUUAGGGUUCAAUCAUUUUAGUCACUUAUGAGUUAUUGACCGAAAUUUUCAUAUAUUAUGGUCAGGCUAACAAGAAAGGGGACAGAAAGACGUACAUUUAUAUGUCUUCUGAUAUAUAACAAAGCUAAUUACUUUCUAAUCAAAUAAUUCCAGUGUCCACAUAGAACUUGAGUUUCGUUGUUAUUAAUCUGUAUCGAGAGUGGUGAAGUAUAAUUUAUCUUGAUCCAGGACCUUUAUAUAGCUCAUAGUGUCAUGAAUUCUCUCUGUAAAGCAUCAAUAGAAGGAUUGCAAUAUGAGUGAAAGCUUAGUGCAGGUGGUUCAUAUGUAUUAUCGCCAUUGUUUUUAACUUGCAUAAAGACCUACUUAACUUCUGACUCUGUGCAACAAGCUUUUAGAAGAUUUUGAAAUCAGUUCCCACUUUAGAUCAAUUUUUAGAAAAGAAAGUUCCUAGUCCAAGAAAUUGUUGAGAAUUCAUAAAUUUUACAGCCCCAAUUUAGAACACUUACCACCUCAUUUGCGACAAGAAUUUGAAAUUAUGCGUGAUCUUGAUCAGAAAGUCCAGGAUAUCAUUCGUCAAACACAACAACGCACAACCUACCUAUUUGAACAUGCAUAUGAAAUGUCUAAAGAAGAACGCAAGGCACAAAUAGAGCAAAUACAAAGUUUAUUUAAAAAAGGCAAAGAAAUUAGUAACGAUAAGGUGUCCAGAGCUGAAAGUGCUUAUGAACUAGUUGACAAACAAAUACGUCGACUAGAUGCAGAUAUGUUUGAAUUCAAAAAGGCAUUAGCUGAAAAAGAGUCCAAGAAAGUGAAAAAGUCUCGAACAAAACAAGAACAAGAGCCGGUUAUUUCUCCUAAAAUCCCAGCUACUGCUGCAUUGGCAUUGGCAUUGACGAAUAAUCCUAGAGAAGUAUUAGACAUGCCAGUUGAUCCAAAUGAACCUACCUAUUGUAUAUGUCAACAAGUAUCCUAUGGCGAAAUGGUUGCGUGUGAUAAUCGUGAUUGUGCCAUUGAAUGGUUCCAUUUCGAGUGUGUUGGUUUAGUGAAUAAACCACGUGGACAAUGGUAUUGUCCACAGUGUAUAGCUCAAGGAUUUCCUUUGAAAAAAGAUGACUAGUAAUGCCAUUACAGACAACUUUAAUUGUCUGACUCCUUUGUUCUUGUAUUUUACGAUGCUUGUUGUAUCACAUCAACAAUAUCUUCUUCUUUUAUUUCUUUUCGCAUUAUGUAAUUUGCGCGGUGUAAAUAGAUGAAUAUUCUAGUGUGUCAUUUUUCUCCUGUAUAUAGAUAUACUUGUUAAUACUUCAUCAUUUGCAUACUUCCAUGUGAAUGUUUAGUUGUUCAGCAUGUCAACACCCACUAGAAAGACUAAAAAGCGACACUCUAGUGUACAUGCUCCUUUCAAAUCUCCAUUAAAAAGGAUCAAUGAAAGUAACAGUUCCACCAAUCCUACUAUUAGCAAUCAAAACAAUGAAGUUAAUGAACAACUAGAUGUUAUUGUAAGUUAUUUUCUGUUGUAGUCUUUUGUUUUGUGCAAUCUAAUCGUUUUUCUACUACUUAAUAAUAGUAAACUGUUUGAAUUUGUAAUAAAUAUAUUUUUGUUAUAUCCCACUAAGUAGUGACUUGAUGUAGUCCACUUCUUCAGAGUAAAUGGCUUUCACGAAACGUCAGAGGUACAAUUUGUAUACCUAUUAGGGUAUAACAAAAAUAGAUUUUUACAUCCGACCAUUUCCAACUCCACCCUUCUUUGUGGGAACGCAAUAUCACUGUCGUGCUGGUCGUUUGAAUGAAAAACCUUACUGCCGUCACACCUCUGUGCAGUCAAAUGUACAACUUCGCCCUCGAAUCUUGAGUUUGUUGCUUUUAGUUUUACUGCGGUUCAACCGACCUGUCUGGCAUAGUAGGACCUUAAGGAACGAUUGUUCCGGCCAGUAUAGCCCGAUUGGUUCAUCAUGAUGGGCAAGCCCGACCACCACGUCAAG
Molecule: messenger RNA, 2885 nt
Organism: Schistosoma spindalis
Lineage: Eukaryota; Metazoa; Platyhelminthes; Trematoda; Strigeidida; Schistosomatidae
Source: the annotation of a GenBank genome assembly